Chionomys nivalis (European snow vole) is the source of this 1581-nucleotide messenger RNA. RefSeq names its product ubiquitin conjugating enzyme E2 N (gene Ube2n). Lineage: Eukaryota; Metazoa; Chordata; Mammalia; Rodentia; Cricetidae. The transcript is spliced from 4 exons. The record is from RefSeq and is a predicted model, not a curated record. The coding region runs from base 194 to 652 and encodes 152 amino acids.
GUCGGAGGGAAGGCCGCCCGAAGCCCGCGCCCAAGCAGGGACUACAUUUCCCGAGGGGCCUCGGCGGAGGCAGCAGCAGCGGCGGCGGCGGGCGCGGCGACGUCCCCCGGAAGUGGAGCCCGGGACUUCCACUCGUGCGUGAGGCGAGCGGAGCCGGAGACAAGAGCAGAGGCCGAACUCGGGUUCUGACAAGAUGGCCGGGCUGCCUCGCAGGAUCAUCAAGGAAACCCAGCGUUUGCUGGCAGAACCAGUUCCUGGCAUUAAAGCAGAACCAGAUGAGAGCAACGCCCGUUAUUUUCAUGUGGUCAUUGCUGGCCCCCAAGAUUCCCCCUUUGAGGGAGGGACUUUUAAACUUGAACUAUUCCUUCCAGAAGAAUACCCAAUGGCAGCACCUAAAGUACGUUUCAUGACCAAAAUUUAUCAUCCUAAUGUAGACAAGUUGGGAAGAAUAUGUUUAGAUAUUUUGAAAGAUAAAUGGUCCCCAGCACUGCAGAUUCGCACAGUUCUGCUAUCAAUCCAGGCUUUGUUAAGUGCUCCUAACCCAGAUGAUCCGUUAGCAAAUGAUGUAGCCGAGCAGUGGAAGACCAAUGAAGCCCAAGCCAUAGAAACAGCGAGAGCAUGGACUAGGCUAUAUGCCAUGAAUAAUAUUUAAGUCAAUCAGAUCAUCAAGUGUACAUCACUUCUCCUGUUCUGCCAAGACUUUUCCUUUUUUUGUUUGCAUUUAAUGGACACAGUCUUAGAAACAUUACAGAAUAAAAGCCCAGGCAUUUUCAUCUUUGGUGAUUACAUGCACAUUAGCAAAUCUAUGUCUUGUCCUGAUUCACUGUUGGAAAGCAUGAGCAGAGGCUAGAAGUGUCAUCCGGGUUGUUGUGAAGUGUUUAAAAGCAGUGACUCUGCUUGGAUUCAUUUCCCCAUCAUGGUUUAAGUACAAAGCACUGUGAAUGAAGGUAGUUGUCAGGGUUAGCUGCCAGGGGUAUGGGUGUUUUUAUUUUAUUUUUUAGGGGGAAAGUUUUAUUUUAAUUUUAUGGUUUCCUUUCUCCUUCCCCCUCUUAUGGGAUCUAAUUGCAGUGGUUAAGUGCAGCUAACCAGUUUUUUUAGCAUAUGCUCUCUAGCAAAGUCUAACUUUAGACGCUGUAGAUGGACAAGCUUGAUUGUCUGAACCAAAAUGGGAACAUUAAAUAAACAUCACAGCCCUCACUAAUAACAUUGUGACUUUGCUGUCAAGUGUAGAUUCUCUGCCCCAUCCCCCCAAAAGAAGAAGACGAAGAAGAAGAAAAAGCUUGUGACCAUUUUGUAUGGCUUGUCUGGAAACUUCUGUAAAUCUUAUGUUUUAGUAAAAUAUUUUUUGUUAUUCUACUUUGCCUUUGUACAGUUUAUUUUACUGUGUUUAUUUCACUUUCCCGAUGUGACAAUCGUAUUUAAAAUUUAAACAGAUGGAACAUUCUGUUUUGGUCUCCAUUUGACAAAUUGAUUGGCAAAUGGAGAAUUCUACCAGUUUGUUUCAUUGAUGCGGAUUUGUGAUAGGACUUUACUGGAUGAUUUUUACUUAAUUUAUGAAUAUAAACUGGCUCUGAGCAUGAA